AUGAAAGACAAUAUCUGGGCUCGUAUAGCGGCCGAACUGGGGAGAGAUGCAAAACAAGUCCAGAGCCAAUGGAAAAACCUCUGUGACACAUACAGGAAAAGCAAGAAGGAGAGGCAGGGGACCAGUGGGCAGGCAGCAGGGAAUAAAAAGCCCUGGAAGUAUAUGCAGUCCAUGUCCUUCAUUGACAGGACAACCAAGUUCAGAAGAGUUUCAAGCAAUAUCAGUGAUGAGGGCCAGACAGGCACUGAGGAGGAGGAAGAGGAGGAAGUUGACGUAGUGGAGAUGGAGGAGGAUGUAGGGGAGACCAACCCCAACCCCAAACGUCAGCGUAGGGCUACACCUGCCUCAGCUACACCUGCCACAUCCAUAGAGGACUACUUGCGUAGAAAAGAGGAGAGGCAGCAGCAGAGGGAGGAAGAGAGGGAUGACACCUGUCUUUUUCUCCUCAGCUUGGCUCCGUCUAUGCGAAGCCUGAGCGAAGAAAGCAAAUCUAAAGUGAGAAUUAAAUUCCAGCAGAUCCUGCAUGAGGAACAAUUUGGCCAGAGGGCCCAAAUGUACACACACCAACAUGCCCACCAUAGUGGCGACCCCGCCUUCAUGACCACAACGUACAUGAAUUUGUAAAUUUAUCUAUUUAUGUAUUUAUUUAUUUAUUAAACUGUUGUUAUAUUUAUUGAAUUCCAAUCUUGUCCGUAGACUAUAUUUAGUAAUACUUCUUUGUGUACUUGAUGUUCUCCACGAAUUGAUUGUAGAACUGUAGGCCUACACAGGGUG
Engraulis encrasicolus (European anchovy) is the source of this 774-nucleotide messenger RNA. RefSeq lists its product as uncharacterized. NCBI's taxonomy places the organism in Eukaryota, Metazoa, Chordata, Actinopteri, Clupeiformes, Engraulidae. The transcript has 3 exons. The record is from RefSeq and is a predicted model, not a curated record. Gene Ontology annotation, molecular function: DNA binding. Gene Ontology annotation, biological process: regulation of transcription by RNA polymerase II. Bases 1 to 624 code for a protein of 207 amino acids. Gene Ontology annotation, cellular component: nucleus; transcription regulator complex.